ACUCGGUGCGCUGGAGAAGAAGAAUAAGCAGGACAUAAACAAAGACAGUUAACGUUAAGUUAGUCAGGGUGAAUGGAUUAAUGUGAGAAGCGUCUUUAGUUUUUAUCUCAGAUUCAGAUCAGAUCCGGAAGAGUUUAACCGGAUCGAGUCUGUACACGUGUCCUCUCCCCGGUGUCGGUUCUGUGGGCUGAGUGAGUGAGUGUGUCUGUAGUUCUGGUGGUGCUGCUCCUGCUCUGAACUCUGUUAAAGGAUAAUAUUUAGUUUUAAUGGAUUCCUCCGGGUCCGGUGGAGCAGCUGAGCCUGAGGAGAAGCCCCGCACUGAGCCUCUGCCCCCGGCUGUUCUCGCCCGGAUCGAGAGGAACCGCCAGCGGGCGCUGCUGCUCCGACAGGCGCGCCUCGCCCGCGCAGCGCCCGCUGCUGGAGACGGGUCAACUGCUGCAAAAGUGUCCAAAACCAUAGAUUCUGGCGCAGGAUUCUUCAUUGAGGAUGAGGAGGAUGAUGAAGAACAGAGGACGAUAAAAGUAGUACAUAAGCCAGCCCCAGUUAUGGAACCAGACUAUCUGAUGUGUGAGGAAUGUUCCAGGCCGUUUAUGGAUUCAUAUCUCAGCAACAGUUUUGAUCUUUCUGUGUGUGACAAAUGCAGGGAUAAUGACGUAAAGCAUCGGCUGAUUUCUCGGACGGAGGCGAAGCACCAGUAUUUAUUGAAGGACUGUGAUCUGGACCUGAGAGAACCACCACUGCGCUUCGUCCUGAAGAAGAACCCCCACAACCCCCGCUGGGGGGACAUGAAGCUCUACCUGAAAACACAGGUGGUGAAACGCUCUCUGGAUGUUUGGGGCAGUGAGGAGGCGCUAGAGGAGGCUCGUGAGAGCCGAGAGGAGAACAGGGAGGUGCAGAAACAGAAACGCUUCAAUAAAAAAGUGAAAGAGCUGAGACGAGCGGUCAGGAGCAGCAUGUUCAAGAAGGACACCAGCGUCCACCAGCAUGAUUACGGGCCAGAGGAAGUGGUGGAUGAAGAAGAGGACCAGUAUAGGAAAGUGUGUAAAACUUGCGGACACCAGCUCACCUAUGAGAAGAUGUAGAUUCGGGUGUGCUCCAAACCAUGACCACAUUCACUCUGUAGGGAGGAAGAGGAAGUGUGAAAAUGAGGGAGGAUCAGAUCAAGCUGCCACUAGGUCAAAACAAACAAAACAAAAAAAUUCUAAUAAUUUUCUUAUGUUUUCUCUACUUCUUCUUUGUUUCUUCUUAUUUUUUUCUUUCUCCCUUACUGAUGUUACAUAUAUUUGUUUUACUACCUCAUCUCUACCUUCAUUUCCAUGUCUUAUCUGUUCUCUUUUGUAUCCAACUUUUGUCAAAAAAUAUGACCAGUACAUCCAUCACAAGUGCUCAGCAUCGGUGGAUGAACAUCUGACAUGUACAUUUUAAGUGCCAGUGUUUCUACAUUAAAAAAACUCUCACACUCUCACACACACCUCCAGCGCAUCCAACCCCUGGUGGACACUGGGGCCAUGCAAACAUUAACUGACAUGAACAAAAUGACAUUUUGUAUAUCUUUGUGACAGUGGUUCAGGGCAGAGUUCAUGCAGUACUCACCCUGAUCACUUGGUGCUGCUGCAGAGUCACCAUUGUUGCCUAUAGAUAAAAAAAAAGCUGAAUAAAAAUGAUUUAGGCUUUUUCUUACAGGGAACAAACAUGACCACAGACUUUAUUUGCUGGAUGAACUUCAAGAGUGAGCACACUUAUGAGUAUGAGAUUAUUUCUGUUUGUACAUUUCGCAUGUACGUAUUUUUUUCAAACUCAGCAGGUUAAAAUAAUACUACAAUAAAAAAAUGAAUAAUGACUUAUA
This is a messenger RNA of Astyanax mexicanus (Mexican tetra), 1846 nucleotides long. RefSeq names its product xeroderma pigmentosum, complementation group A (gene xpa). Gene Ontology annotation, cellular component: nucleotide-excision repair factor 1 complex. Bases 267 to 1082 code for a protein of 271 amino acids. Gene Ontology annotation, biological process: nucleotide-excision repair involved in interstrand cross-link repair; UV-damage excision repair; base-excision repair. The record is from RefSeq and is a predicted model, not a curated record. The transcript has 6 exons. Lineage: Eukaryota; Metazoa; Chordata; Actinopteri; Characiformes; Acestrorhamphidae. Gene Ontology annotation, molecular function: damaged DNA binding.